GACACACAUAAAAUAAAGUUGGAAGAUUUCCAGAUAGAACGUUGCUCCGCUGCAACCCAAUCUCCAAACCCACCUUAUCUUUCCACUCCCCUCCUCAGUCUCCCAAAACCAUGUAACACACACUCCCAACCCAAACCAUGCUCGAAACACCCCACCGUCACCACUUCUCCACCACAAACACCCUCCCCAAACCCCCCAUCUCUAACCCCCGAAGAAAACUCCUCUCAUUCCCAUCCCUCUCCUCCAAAAACACCUCCCUCAUUUCCCUCCCUCCCAAACCCCACAAAUCCCAACUCCCCCCACCCCCCAAUCCCCCCAAUUCCAUUCCCCCCUCCCCUCCCAAUGCCGAUUUCCAACAAAAACUCAUUUACUUCGAUUCCAUCGGAAUCGAUUUCCUCUCCUUCCUCUCCUCCCACCCGCCCAUUCUCUCCACUCCCAUUCCCUCCAUCAAAUCAACCAUCUCUCUUCUCUACUCGAUUGGCCUCACUCCUCCUGACCUUCGCCGCGCCGCCUCGAUGUGCCCCGAAAUUCUCUCUGGUAAUUUGCAUCGAGUUUUAAAAUGAUAUUUUUAAUUUCAAAUUUACAAAUAGGUGAUUAAAGUUUUUGUUAAAUGUCUAUUUUUUUUAAGAUUUUAUGAUUUACAAAUAAGUGAUUUUAAUUUUUACCGAAUUUCAAAAAGACAAUUAAUUAAGUGAUUUUAAGUUUUCUUAAGCUGGAACAUGGGUAAGCAGAGUGGCAAGGUCUUUACAUUGAAAUUUGAAAUGCCGUGUUCAGCGUAAAAAAUUUAAGAUGCUGGGCAAUUUGGAUACAGAGAAUCUUAAGGUGGAAAUUUCUAACCAGUCUUCUGUAUAUGCUUCUAAUGGAAUGGACCGGUUGUUCAAGGGGUCUUCCAUUGAAUUUAUCCUCUAAUGGAAAAGCCGUGUUCAAAGUUGAAGAGCCUAUCUCUACCACCUGCAUGCUAAUUCAUCAAAUCUUCCAUGUUCUUGUGCUGAGAAUGUGUUCCGAUAUAAAUUACAAAUUUCAAGUUUGACAGAUAUUCAAGGAAAACAUUUGACAAGUUCAUGCUUUCCUAAUUUUGGUUAUAAGUUUCAAGUGGGCAGUAUCUCUAUUUAGCAAAAAAAUAAAAGUUGGCAGUAUCUCUGUCUCCAACAUUUCAGGAAGCAUUGUGUGAGACUAGUGUUCUGUUAAUUCAACAUUACUUGCCGUUCAAAGUUCAAACUAGGGCUGGCAAUUUCAUUAUAAAUACAUAUUCGAAGUUGAAGCAUUCUACAUCCGCUCACUGUUCUCUUUCUGGCUAGUCCCUCAUAUCAUUUUGCAUCUUCCCAAAUUUCAUUAGAAUCAUCAAUACUUUGUAUGUAUAUUAUAGCUAUGGCAAUGCAAAAUUAUAUCAGUUUCCUCCUGCUUGUUUGUGCAUUUGGUGUUUUGGCAAAUUCAGAGUUUGGUACUGGGAGUGUAGCUGGAGGCAACUUGCCUAGAAGUUGUGUUGAGAGUGAGAAACAAGCUUUACUACUCUUUAAGAAUUCUCUUGUCGAUGACUCGAGUUCUUUAUCUUCGUGGGUUGGAGAUGAUUGUUGUGCAUGGGAGGGGAUUGGUUGCGACAACAUAACCAAUCAGGUCACACAACUUGAAGUUCGAAAUGUCUUUUUAACAAGUAAGAAAAUUCAUCCUUCCUUGCUUGAUUUGAAAUAUUUGACACACUUGGAAUUGAGUAUCAGCAGCUCACAAGGUAUUCAAAUUCCAGAAUUUUUUGGGUCCUUUAAAGAUCUGAUUUAUCUCAACCUCUCAAACUCCAAUUUUGAAGGUUGGGUUCCUCAACAUCUAGGAAAUCUUUCAAAGUUGCAGUACCUUGACUUGCAAACUAAUGAAGAUUCUUAUCAAGAGUUGAGGAUGGAUAGCAUCCAGUGGUUAUCCAAGCUUUCUUUGUUGCACCACUUAGAUUUGUCUGGUGUAAAUCUUUCUAGCGCCAUUGAUUGGUUCUCGUCUAUAAACAUGCUUUCUAAAUCAAUAUCGGUGCUUCAUCUAUCUGGUUGUGCUCUACCCAGCAAUAUACCUCGUCAUCUUUCUUUUAUAAAUCUCACAUCUCUUGUUUCACUUGAUCUUUCUGCUAACCGUUUUCACGCUUCUUUCCCUUCCUGGGUUCUUAACAAUACUAACCUUGAACAUCUUUUUCUCGGGUCUAAUUAUUUUCAUGGUCUCCUACCUGAAUCUAUCGGAAGUUUGUCUGCUCUUUCUGUUCUUGAUCUUGCAGACAAUAAAUUCCAGGGCACAAUUCCUCUUUCUAUUGCAAAUUUGACAUCACUUUCCCAACUUGAUCUGUCAGUCACUAGAUUAAGUAAUCCAUUUCCACCAAACAUGGGCAAUCUCACUGAGCUUAGAUACCUCGGCAUCGCGAUGAUGGGUCUAAGGGGUAGUCUGCCUGAAACAUUUUGUCAAUUGAAAAAAUUAGAACAUUUGGAUGCCGGAGGCAAUCGAUUGACAGGACAAAUUCCUGAAUGCAUUGGAAACCUAUCAAAUCUGAAUGAUUUGUCACUUACUGAAAAUUCAUGGGAGGGUUUUGUAUCAGAGUAUCACUUGAUUAACCUCAGUAGGCUAUUGUCCUUUACCAUUUCUUCAGAUUCUAACUUGAUUUCUAAUAUAAGUUCUGAAUGGGUUCCUCCGUUUCAGCUUCAAGUUGUAGAUAUGCAUUCGCUCAAGAUGGGUCCGAAAUUUCCGCAAUGGCUUCUCACGCAAAGAAAUAUUCAGUAUUUACUAUUGGCAAAUGCAAGCAUAUCAGAUACCAUCCCAGUUAGUUGGUUUUCGAGUUUGUUCUCAUCUCUUGAAUAUGUUGAUCUAGGUGACAAUGACAUCCACGGGGACCAAUUAUCGCUAAUUUCAGGAGCUUCAAAUGUUUUAACAAGUGUGGAUCUUUCAAAUAAUCGUUUAUCGGGUAAAUUUCCUGCAUUCUUAUGCAAUCUGACUGCUUUGGCUUAUUUAGAACUCUCCAACAAUAACUUCACUGGAGAGCUUCCCCGCUGCUUAGGAAAUUUGACACAACUGAAUUAUUUGGUGUUAAUGAAUAAUAGCCUAUCGGGUAAUAUUCAUUUUUUAGGUUCUUUAGGGAGUCUCACAUAUUUAAACUUGUACAACAACAAGUUUUCAGGAAAACUUCCUCGGACCUUCCAAAACUUUUCGCAGCUGAUUGCAAUUGAUUUGGGAAAGAAUAACUUGAGCGAUGUCCUCCCCACUUGGACUGCAGAGCAAUCUCAGAUCAAGUAUUUGAUACUCCGGUCCAACAAUUUCUAUGGUGAAAUUCCUACACAGCUUUGCCAACACAAGUCACUUGAAGUAUUGAACUUGGCAGACAACCAAAUCACAGGAAACAUUCCUUCUUGUUUUGGUAAUUUUAGUGCCAUGGUUAGAGGUCUCAUCACUUAUAAUUUCUUAAACUAUAGUACAAGAGGUGCAAAAGAAUUUGAAAUAGUUGAUGAGACCAAAGGAUAUGAGCAAGAUUACACCUCUACACUCAAGUAUCUGGUUUCCAUUGAUUUAUCAAUGAAUAACAUCAGUGGAGAGAUUCCCAAAGAGUUGAUGGAUCUUCAUGGUUUACUAAAUUUGAAUUUGGCGGGUAAUCAUCUAUCUGGAAAGAUCCCCAACGAGAUUGGAAAAAUGGAAAACUUGAUAUUCCUUGAUCUUUCUAGAAAUGAGCUUCACGGACCUAUUCCACACAGCCUGUCAUAUUUAAACUUUUUAAGCCAAAUGAAUCUCUCUUUUAAUGAUUUAUCAGGAAGAAUACCCUCUGGAUAUCAGCUUCAGACACUUGACGAUCCCUCCAUCUAUGCUGGCAACAAGCAACUUUGUGGCCCUCCUAUCUUGAAACCAUGCGCUGCUGACACAGCUUCACAUAGUGUUAACGACCACAAUGAAGCUGAUUCUGAUCUCGAUUCAGAUGAUGAGCACAUGUGGAUUUUUGCUGGACUUGGACCUGGUUUCGCAGUUGGCUUUUUGGGAUUCUGUUUCACUUUGCAUUUUUCAAAUAUUAGUAUUCAUGUUUCUAUUUUGGCAAACAGGAUCUUGAGAAGAUAUAGGUAGUCAUGCACUGCGGAGUAAGUUCCAUAACUGACCAGGGAAUCCAGAUUCGUCAUCAAGUUGCCAUCGAGCAGCAGGCUUGCAUGAGGAGGAUGAUUCUACCCCCUACUAAUUAUCUAUGUUCUGUUUCCUGUAACUCGAGUAUUGCAUAUAAAAGGCCGCGCUAUGCAGGCUAAAUUCACUAGUUUAUGUAUCCAAACAUUUAUAGCUAAAUGGGCGAGAAGAAUUCUGUGAAAUAAGAUAUCACAUGCCUUAAAGUCUA
Molecule: messenger RNA, 4327 nt
Organism: Daucus carota subsp. sativus
Lineage: Eukaryota; Viridiplantae; Streptophyta; Magnoliopsida; Apiales; Apiaceae
Product: receptor-like protein EIX1
Exons: 2
Coding region: 1354-4068 (904 amino acids)
Molecular function (GO): protein binding
Source: RefSeq, a predicted model, not a curated record